Aureobasidium vineae is the source of this 1545-nucleotide messenger RNA. The record is from the annotation of a GenBank genome assembly. NCBI's taxonomy places the organism in Eukaryota, Fungi, Ascomycota, Dothideomycetes, Dothideales, Saccotheciaceae.
AUGGCCUCACUACUACGCCAGAUCGUGGCCGGCCCGCGCGCCCAACACCCAGAAGCCGGACUGGACCUCUGCUACGUAACCGACAACAUCAUCGCAACCUCGGGCCCCAGUGGCACAUACCCCCAACUCGCCUACCGCAAUCCGCUUUCCCAGCUCGUCGCCUUCCUCGACAAGAAACACGGUGAUAAUUGGGCCAUCUGGGAGUUUCGCGCCGAAGGGACCGGAUACCCUGAUGAGGAGGUCUAUGGCAGGGUCAAGCAUUAUCCAUGGCCGGAUCACCAUCCCCCGCCGUUUGCGCUCGUGCCGUUGAUCAUGGCGAGUAUGCGCAAUUGGUUGACGGAGAGUAAAGAGAGGGUUGCUGUCGUGCAUUGUAAAGCCGGCAAGGGACGCAGUGGCUCCAUGAGUUGCAGCUACUUGAUCUCGGAGGAGGGCUGGAAGGCUGAAGACGCGAUACGCAGGUUCACAGAGCGCAGGAUGCGGCCGGGCUUUGGCGCUGGUGUCAGCAUUCCUAGCCAAUUGCGCUGGAUCAGCUAUGUCGAUCGCUGGACACAGCACAGGAAGGUCUAUGUCGAGCGCGAGAUCCAGAUCUGCGAGGUCCAUGUCUGGGGUUUGAGGGACGGUGUCAAGGUCAGUGUCGAAGGCUUUGUCGACGAAGGCCGUGUCAUCAAAAACUUCCAUACCUUUACCAAGAAAGAGAGGGAGGUUGUGCGCGGCGAGAUCAAGAAGUCUGGCGGCUUUGCCGAUGCAGUCACUGCGGUCAUGGGCAUGAACAGUGCAGAGAAGAACCUCCACCUCAAGCAAGCCGAAAACAUGGAAAAGGAGGAACAGGCAAAGGCAACGAAAGGCGCAGUCACAGAGGACAAGCUCCACAACGCUACCGGCGACGUCGUCUUCAGGCCCUCAAUUCCCAUCAUCCUGCCCACCAGCGACGUCAACAUCGAUUUUGAGCGCAGAAACAAAGCAGGCUACGGUAUGAGCAUGGUGACUGCUGUCGCCCACGUCUGGUUCAAUUGCUUCUUCGAAGGCCAAGGCCCAGAAAACGCAACCUCCAACAAAGCCCCUGCGUCCUCGGGUGUCUUUGAAAUCGACUGGGAAGCCAUGGACGGCAUCAAAGGCAGUCUCAANAAAGGCACAAAGGGCUUUGACAAACUCGCUGUCGUCUGGAAAGCCGUGGAUGAACCCACUCGGGGCAGAAGGUCUAGCGUUGUCAUCACUGAACCUCCGCCCGGCACCGAUGUCCCCGAGACAGGGGCUGCGGAUUGGCGAGGCCACGACUUCAACAACCCUUCUCCGGGUCAGGGCAGAAAUCUGGGCUUGAGAAGCGAGACACCAGCCAGCCGGGACGUAAGUCGCGCAAGCAGCACCAGAGAAGAAGAUGGCAUCGGCAGCGACACCGAAGGCGUGCAAAGCUAUGUUGAUGGGGGUGUCAAGGGACAUGCACAAGUUGCGCAUGAGAAGGAGGUGCAGGUACAACAUAGAAAAAAGGGUCCGUUGCCGUUGAGUAGAGAUCUCCCUGGGCCUGAACACAAGUUUGCUGAUGCGUAG